GAAGCUUCGGUUUCCACCUCUGUCCUUUCGAGUACCCAGCCUUCUGUUUUGCAGCCGCUGGUGGUGGGUCCCAAGUUUUCCCGCCGGAACCACAUGUUGCUGAUUCCACUUUUUCCCUCACCUCCACCGCCGUUGAGCCUUAUUCUGCUGUUCGGGCAGACAUUGGCUUUGACAAUACUGGCUCUGUAGUGCCACGCUUGCCUCAUGGCUCUGUUGUUGGCCGCACACUGCAUUUCAAUUAAACUGUGCCGGCCAUUCCUCCUUGUUCGUCGCGUAGCAGUCGCACACAAGCCGCCGCUCGUGCCCAACGGCUUCAUGACCGUCGUGCAUCUGUUUCGGUGGCAUGAGUGCCUUUGGAUUUGGCUGCUUCACAUACAUCGGUCCCGGUGGUUUCGACUGUCUUUGCGGUUCCAACCGCUUCCAAUGCAACCGUCUCAGAAGUUUCGACUGCCCCCGUUGCAACUGCUCCUGUCGUUUCGACUGCCGUGGCUGCUUCCCUUGGUCGUGAUGCACCUCGUUCUUUAGUUUCGACUACAUCAACUGCAUUUUGUUGCUGCCUUGCAAUUUCUACGCUCCCGACCAUGAUGGAUGUAUACGCCCUCUUCCCCCCUGUAGCACUCGAGUGGCUGACCCUCUCAUGACCUCGGCCCGCCCGUCUGAGCUUCGUGCUGCAUGCCGGCGAGAGAGGUUCGCCUCAGCGCGUCUCUGCUCGAUUCUACCUUGUUAGAUAUACUCGCAGCAGUAUAUGGUCGUGAGGACCCCAGGGGGACAAGUGUUGGGAAUUUCGUGUGUUGAAGGGUACCGCCGGCGCAGUCACGGGGANAUGUAUACGCCCUCUUCCCCCCUGUAGCACUCGAGUGGCUGACCCUCUCAUGACCUCGGCCCGCCCGUCUGAGCUUCGUGCUGCAUGCCGGCGAGAGAGGUUCGCCUCAGCGCGUCUCUGCUCGAUUCUACCUUGUUAGAUAUACUCGCAGCAGUAUAUGGUCGUGAGGACCCCAGGGGGACAAGUGUUGGGAAUUUCGUGUGUUGAAGGGUACCGCCGGCGCAGUCACGGGGACCCUUUGGGCGUGGUCGGUGCGAUGAUGAGGAAGGCUUGCGUGCGUGCUGCACACUUCCUCUUGUUCUUCUUCUUCCCUCUCUCUCCACCACCACCACCACCGUCU
Ectocarpus sp. CCAP 1310/34 is the source of this 1163-nucleotide messenger RNA. NCBI's taxonomy places the organism in Eukaryota, Phaeophyceae, Ectocarpales, Ectocarpaceae. The record is from the annotation of a GenBank genome assembly.